GCGCUGAGGUUGCGGUGCACAGCAGAGAGCUUCAUCAGCUAUCCACUUCCCAGUAUAAGUUGUCAGCACCUCAUAUAUGCCAUACUCACUAUCAGCCUGAGCACACGACGACAUCCAGGCACCUGUUGUGAACCUGCAUUGCCUACUCCCAUACGACCACCACACGCCAUCUCCACGACUAACCGCCAUGUCUCUGCUGCAACAUCUUUCCUCCGUCCCGCUCUUUUUCAGCACGCUCCUUCUCUGGAAACCAAAAGACUCGACGUUAGCUUACCUCGUCAUAUGGCUUCUACGAAUCAUCAUCUUUUCUCUGCUAUUUCGCUCGUUCCUGGGCCCUACCAUUCUUCGCUUGGUCUCUCGCCGUCUGAGAGUGCAAAGCGUCAGCUUGCGCUCGAUACGAGGAAUAUACUUCCGUGCGGGGAACAGCAUGCUGCACAUUGACCGCAUAGGCUUGUCCUAUCACAAACCCUCUGCGCUUGACGCGAGCCGUUUCUCGAUACGGGUCGAGGGGUUCCGGCUUGAACUCGCUAAGACCGGCCAGCAACGCCCACUGAAGAGGUCGUCCACAGGCAAUACUCAGAAGCAACGCGUGUCCGUGCUCGAUGCUUACCCCGCCCUGCAACGCGCGCUGGCUAUGCUGAAGCCAGCGGGUCAAUGGGUGUGGUCGUCGCUGGAGCCGUACGUCCGCCCUACCUUACGCGCCGCUGUCGUGUCCGUGCUCCGUGUCAUGAUACGGGCCCUCCCUACGCUGACUCAGGUUCUGGACUUGGAGAUCAACUCUGCGAUUGUCUCGUCGUCCGUUAUUUCUGGUGCCGAACUCGUCGUCCGCAAGGCCAAGUUCCACACCAGUGUCGCGUUCACCCAGCUCGAUAAUUCGAACACGACCACGAGACCAGUACCCGUAACACCAACCCGAGCAAUCCAUAGGCGGCUUGCAAGUGUCGCCAACUUCAAUACAAGGGUCAAGAAUAGCCUUAGACGGACGUGGGGACGAGCGUGGGGCUCUACUCAGGUCGCAGUUGCGUUGUCUCUAAAUAUUCACGAAGUCCUCGGAGUUGCUUCCGAUGUGCUGCUGGAGGAACUGAAGAGUCCUAUCAGAGGCCGGCACGCUUUCUUCGCCAUCCCCCAGGUGGCGUUCGCAACAUCUGUUCGACUGAAUCCUCGGCAGCAAGUAGAACGUCAUGGGCUGGAUAUUUCUUUCGGUGCUGGCCCGGUAAACCUUGACGUGGAAGUUGUGCAACACAUCCUGGACAUUCUGAAGGCGCUCCGCAAGCCCUCUGAAAAUGACCCUUCCACUCCGCCUCGACCUGUGCCCAGCCCUGAUGGUGUAGCCAGCCCUGCAAGCAUGGCGAGUCCCGGAGACAUAAUGAUCCCCAGAAGCAUCACGAGCCCACAGAGUGCGGCAAGUCCGCCCUUCUCCAGUCCGCCGUUGUCGCCGCGUUCGUCGAUCCUAUGGGCUUCUCCGCUGUCUCCAAAUUCCCCCUUAAUGGGAGCGCUUUCCGUGAGCUCUCUUUCCGCACGGUUCCGUUGGCGGGAGAAGCACCCGUCAAAGAGGAUACAAGCGCGAAAGGCAGUCGCUAGAAUCUCUAUGCUCAAAGCCAUUCGUAUCAACUUUCCUAGUGUUACCCUUGUGCAUCACAUGACGAUACAGGCAGACCAACAUACAGAGACCUUCACUGCGAACCUCGAACAGAUAGCGGUCAAUGUCGACUUAAGUCAUCCAGAUCGCAUUUCUCUGCACCGAGAGCACCUUGGCCGCACCAGUGCGCCAGGCGAUCCCCUCACCGCUGACGUUUAUCAGGUCAGCUUCUCGGUCGAGCACGCUUCUCUCGACCGAAUGGGUGCCGGAGCCCCACAAGAUCGUUUGCGAGUCCUUUCAGUAGGACCCUUGAAAAUGGAGGUCCUUAUUUCUCAGUGGCCAUCCCCGUGGCUGCAGGGCCCUUCGUUCCUUUCCGGUGAUCCAAACGCUCAGUUCCUUAUUGCAAGACUCUCGCUCGGUAACAUCGAGAUCACCGGACGUCUGGAGAUUAUCAAGCAAUUAUUAGAUCGGAAGAAACUUCCUAGGACGCCUUCACCGUCUGAACCUCCACCAUUACUCCCUCCUGUUCUCUAUCCAGUGCCCAGAUUAUCUUUCGGUUUCCAUGUCGGCGAUAUCUGCGUUCGUCUCAUUGGUUCCGAGGAGACAUCACCCUUUGCCCUUGAGACCCGAACAAGUGGUUUCGUGGCUACCUUCGACACCGCUUUCCAGGUCCUUCCAGACAGCAAGUUCACUAAGGUGUCUCCGGAUCCUGACCGACCUCGUCUGCGAAUGCGCAUCGACGGACGGGCCGAGCUGCACAGAACGUUCAUCAGCAUCGUUCGAGGGCCCGAGGGCAAUGUCCAUGAUGCUGAAGGUGCUACUGGUGGUUCGCUCUACCCCGGUGAACCAUUAGUCUCGCUGGAUACCGUGCAGUUUGUUGCUCGAGGGCACGGUUUCGGAGAGCUUGCGGAUGAAGCUGGAGAGGGUGUCGCGAUCGACGCGCCGUCCCUCUUCCUAGACACUUCGUGUUCUACCGAGGCGCUGUCCGUCGAACUCUGGCAGCCGGACGCAAUGGCCGCACUCAAAAUUGUGCUUACCAGCAUUUCCAGCACAGAACAAUCGAUUACUCCUCCAACACCCAGUAAUCCGAAAUACCUACUGAGCGCGCUCCCUGCAGGCAUUUCCACAUCGUUCGCAAUUGGUCGAUUCAUGGUCUUUAUAGCAGGGCCAGACCUCGCGCCUGGAGAAGAUAUGGCUAUCUUGCGUGGCGUCGCCUUCCAUACCGGGAUUGGCUUCCACUAUUGUUCCCUGCGCGACACGCAUUCGAAGGGCCUGGCAGACAUCAUCCCACGAACCCAGAAACGCUUGCAGCUGUCACUAGCGACCGAAUUGCUCUCGACUGCCGCAGGAGGCACCGGCGCCGCCACGCUCUCGCAGUCCGAACGCGCUUUGGUUGAGAUCGUGCUCUGGGACACCGCCCUGCGCGAUGCGCUCGCGACGCGAUAUGUUGCUGACGACCCCUUUGGUGUUGGCGACAUUAGCGAGGACUACAGGUCAAAGGAGUAUUUGAGGGUUGAACAAGUGACUGUCGGCGCCGUUAUCUCCGGGCGCCGCCUCGGCGGCAUUCCUAUGGCGGGCACGAAGGAUGACUGUGCCGUUUCGGUCGCUGUAUCACGCAUACGGGGCAGCGUUCACUUGGCUCACGCAUACAACCUGCUCCUUGCUGCCGAGGCGUUGAAGAAUAUUCUUCCUCCUCCGAAACCUAGGCCGCCUGUGGACCGCGGGCCCUCCACCUUGUCGGUUGCCCUGCAAUGUCAUGUGGACAGGGUCCAGCUCCUUUGGAAGUUCCCCCUCAGAAUGAAGCUGUACAUGCGCAUAACGAAUCUUACCUUCCGCAAGGGCAGCAACGGCAAACUGAAUCUAGGCUGGGAAAGCAUUCUCCUGUCAGUACCCGUCUCUGUCGAGCGUGAUGGCGCCAUCCGGCCAGUCUGGGAAGAGCUGGCUCGCUUGCUCAAGUUCUCCAUCGACAUUCAGCCCGAUAUUCGCCCCAUGGGUAUCAUCGCGGAAGGCCACAGCGCUCGCCUGCGCAUCCCAUUCGACUACGUCCUCGCCGAUCUCAUUCUCGACAUCAACAUCACUCUGAAGUCGAUGAAGCACCUUGUCCGCAUGGUACCCACCGGUCAGUUUUUCAACCCGCCGACUCCUGAGGCUGAGGACGCGAAAAUUGUACCAAACGUCUCCCUUCGUCUGGGCUGUCUUUGCGCUGAGGCGGCCGACGAUCCGUUCGAGGCACGACUUGGUCUCAUCUGGCGAACGGGAUUUGACGCGGCACGGAUACGCUCAGAUCGCGACGGCGCCUUCGAAGCGAAGGCGACCACCAUAUUAGCAGCCAGAGGAGAAGAGCUGCCUCCUUCGGCGACAGGCAUUCAUUCUGACUUCCAAUUCACGUCCGAGCAUACAAUCUCUAUUGAAGAAGCACGCCUCCGGCUGAACCAAGUUCAUUCUGGAGUUUGGAUAUCGCGUUUCAAACAAGCUCGAGUACAGCAGAUCCGACAGCAACAGGCGGACAGUAGAAGGCUAUACAUCAAAAGCUCGUUAUACGGCGAUAAUGACGAUGACCUGGUGCCGAUCGUCGAACCUGCGUUUGUGCCGCCCAUGUUCCGACUGAAAUGCGAGGAUUUGAAUCUCAAGUUAGCGGGCCCCUCCUUCACCGUCGAUGGCCUUCCGGACUUCCUGUACAAAGAGGGUGGUGGGAUGCCGAAGGAUAUGAAGUAUUCGCUGCUGAUUCCGAUGCACCUCAACUUCUCUGUCUCCUCCCUGCGUCUGUCUUCCCGAGAAUACCCUCUCCCGCUGCUGAAUAUCCCCGCGCAUUCAAAGAUAGGGGAGGCCGGUCUGAUAUUCGAUAGCAAUGUAGUCAUCGCGGAGGAGAUGGGCACGGAAGAGUCUGUCGAAUGGGUGGACUGCGCAAUUGUUCGUCCACAUGCCGGACUCCAUGGCGCGUCACCGCUGUACAUCACGAUACCAAAGACCAUAAUGCCGGUAAAGACCUACGCGCAUCCGCACAUCCGCGUCAACACCGAUGACGUGACGGAUUUCGCGUGGGGUCUUAGCUAUGGGCCGGUCACGCAGGACAUCAUGAGAGUGGUGGAUACGCUUUCACAUGCACCAAGGGAUAGCUCUCCUGCAAUUGGAUUUUGGGACAAGCUGCGGUUAGUGUUUCACUGGAGGUUCCGAGUUACGUUCGAAAAUGAAGUUCAUCUGCACAUGAAAGGCUCCAACGACCCUCAUGCUCUCCGUGGCCCAGGGUCGGGCUUUGCGCUAUGCUGGGAAGGCAGUCCUACUCUCAGGAUUAACCAUCCAAACCCACAGCAUGAGCUGAUCCAAUUGACAAGCGAGAGUCUCAUGAUCAUCGUUCCGAACGUGGAAGAAUCAUACGGAGAGACAUCGACCAUGAAUUCGCCUGUGGACCAUGAUGACCCUUCAUCCCAAUGGAAACAGUAUACCACUCGACUUCGCAAGACGCGGCGGUCUCGCAAGGUCGUCGCCAAAUUUGGUGCAGGCUCUCGAUUUGGUGUGGGUAUCUCUCUCGAGCGGUCGUGUGACUCGGAAUGCAUCAAGUGCACUGGCGAUGCCUUCCAUCGGCACUGUCGCUUUUUUGACUCGAAACCUCAUUUCGCGGUAAAGCUAGAGAAGAAAGAUCACAAACCUCUUGUUAACAGCGCAGAAGACUCGUACGCCGGUUUCCGAUCCGACUUCAUUCACUUGGCGCUCUCCCUCACUUCAGGCCUACAAGUCGGUGCAACCAAGCACAGUAGUAUUCACCUUUCUCCGUCUGUCUUUGCGCAGUUCUGGUCGUGGUGGACACUUUUCGAUGGCAAGUCCCUGCCCAUUCGUCAAGGUCGUCGCUACAAACACAAGCGACCGCUCUCUCCUAAGUUCGGUCAGCAUCUGGCGACAAUCAAAUACCGCAUCGAGAUCCCUCGAUUGUUCUUGUCGCACGUCUAUAUGGACGAGAGUCAGGAUGCCUGGACAGAUGGCGUGACACCGUUUGUUGGUCUGAAGGCCUCGAUAGGACGCUUCACAGCGGAUAUGCAUCAACGUGCUCAGGAGAGUGUCAUUGCCAAGCCCGAUGGAACUACUAAAACAGUCACGCACAAGCCUUUCUAUGCAGUUGAAGUGGUGCUGGACAACAUGGAACUCCGAACCAUGCUCGCUAUCUUCCAAGAGCCCCUCAAGCAACGUAUUCCGCUAGAGCCCUCGCAGGUUGAGAGUACGUACCGCACGAGGGAAGGCAUUCCCGCUACCGCAAAGGGCUCUAAAUGGAUCGACAUGGAUGACUUUAUUGAUUUGAACUGGUCACCGAGUAGCGACCCAGAAGUACACGAUCUCCUCGUCGGGUCUUGCCCACGGUUCACAUAUUUCAAGCGUCAUUAUCUCAAUCAGAUGAAAGAUCGCGUGGAAUAUACGAAGUUUGGCGACGAAGACAGCCAUGAAUGUUUCCUCGGCAAGGAAGCAUCUGUGCCUCGCAUCCAAAUGGCCAUUGCAUUGGAGCGUAUUGAGGAGCUCCAAAAUCAGUUAACUGGUGGCUCAGACCCAUGUUCGCCAGGUCUAUCCGCCUCGGAUAAGUCAAGUGUCGACACAAAAUACAUGAUAUCGCUGCUGGAAGGUUAUGUCGCUCACCUCAAGAAGGUGGACGCGCAGUCUCAGAGCGCGUUUCACACUGGACCACUAACUUAUUAUAUGCCUGCUGACUCUGUAAGCCCUGACGACUGGGCAAAUUUCGAUAACGUGUAUCAAGUACACUGCCCUAAUCUCUAUCUCGACAAUAUAAUUCGCGAUAUAAUAAUGCAAUACUACCACUGCUCUCGCUCGCAUCGGGGCUUCGAAUACCAUAUGGCUACCCGCGCUGUCAAAUUUAUCCGAGACCAAGCCUUAGCGGCUAUUGCUAACUUGCAGCACGGAGCGGAGGAAGGAAGACACAGGGGAUCAAUCGCUGCUACAAGCGCCCAAGCUGCUGCACAGGCUGUCCGCAAGAUUCUGGGCGGCGGCGACGAUGACCGAAGGCCGUCCGUUGAUAUCUCAGUCGAGCCGAAUGCUCAGCAUCCUGACAUCAAGGACCCGCUGAAGGGUUGGUCGGAAGGAGUGUCGCUGAGUAAAGCACACUUCUGUCUGCUGCUCAAGCCUCAAAUCGUGCUUCGAAGUGAGACUAGUACCGAAUCUGUCUGUGUCUUGGCUGCUGUGCAGGGCAAGCUACAAUCGUACCACAUUCUCGACGACGCAAAUGUCGACGACCCUAUCAGUGGACGCGUUAUGAGCAGGAACUUCGCCUCGUUGACGGGCCUACAGGCGUUCUCGCCCUCCGCUAUCAACAAGUUCGGCCAAGGCGUGGUACCACUCGAGGUGCUCAUCGACUUGAAGUGCGGAACCAACUUCUUCGACAGGCUGGUGCCUCAGACGGACGCCACACUCCAGUACGACAAAUUUAACAGGCUUCGGCUACGAAACAACGUCAACUCCGUCACUCGCAAGAGUAGCGAUUCCGAUGACCAAAGUGUCAACCAUCUGGAGAGCCAGAACGAUCUCGUCCGGAUUCAUGUGCCACGAUUCACUGUCACUGCUAAUGAUCGUCACUUCCAAGCCAUUUCAAACAUCGUCACGAACCUCAUCCUGUUCUCCGAUGCGGCGCACAAGAUGCGUGCCGACAGGCUGGAGAAGAUGCUUUUCAGUUACGACUUCACCAAUCUGGCUUCUGCUGCGGAUGUCGUGGCCAAACUCCAGUACCGUCUCCGGCUUGCAGUCGAGACACGACGCGAAGCAGAACGGAAGCUGCAAGGCCACGGUGAAUUGGGCGAAGUUGAGAAGCUCAAAAUCGAUGCGCACAUCCUGCUUCUAGCAGAGGAGCUUGACUACGUCUUCGAGGCCAUCAAACUUGCCCAGGAUAAGGCGGAUGGCCUAGCAGCACAGAAGUCGGCGUUGCUGCUGCACGCAUCGUCCUCGGAGAUUUCGUGGCGCAUGAUCGACCGGCAUGAACAACUACUCGCCAAGCUAGCAAUGCGCGAUAUUGACUUCCACUGGCUCAAUAGACAAGACAGUUCGACGGUCAAUAACUUGUUGGUCGGCGAUCUGCAGGCGUUCGAUGGCGCUGCUGAUGCAGAGUGGACGGAGAUCUUGUCGAAGUAUGACGAGCCUGCGAGUCACCCACUCGUCAAGCGGAAGUUAUUCUGCGUUGCAGAGUGGACUGUUCUACCGCCUGUCGGAGGCAUCACCAUCUACCAGAGCUUCGAGCUCAGUCUACAUCCAAUGCGUUUGCAGAUCGAUUCAAGAGUCGGACGCCGAAUUAUGGAGUAUGUCUGGCCGGCACGCAGGCGGAGACAGCAGAACGGUGGUGAGGACACGCCUGAGCAUGAUAUCGAGGACCUACACCUGCCCCCAUCAGCUCCGUCAUCGCCUGUAGAUUUCCGCAGCCCACUUCCAACGCCCUCGGUUCACAGCCCCGCGCCGAGACCCACGCGUCGUGCAUCUGCGGAUCUGCCUUCGCCGUCGCGCGAGAACACGCUGACAGUGCCGGGCCUGCGUAAGACGCCGACUUCGCGCUCAUUCACGGACCUGCGCAAGGUGGCGCAAAACGACGCAUUGGGUGUGCCGAGGCUGGAAAAAACGAAGUCCUCGGACGCACUGUUCGCCCUGUCGACGAGUUCGUCGGGGCAAAUGUCGAGAACGUCAAACGAAUCUAGGACAUCGACGCGUCGCAAGCAGGAAACGGAUGACGCGGCGGUGAUGAAGACGCGGUCGUCCCAGAAGACGUUCGUGUGGGUGAAGGUGUCGAGUCUGCAUCUGCUGCUUAGCAUCAUGAAGGAGAAUUCAUUCUUCUGUCGGGACGCUCGGAUUCGGACGCGAGACCUCGAGUACAGAAACCAGACGUGCAGUUUUGAGGAACUGGUCGACCAAUUCAUUCCAUCAGGCAGGAACUGGAAGGGCUGGGUUAAGAUAGCUUUCAACCAGCCCCUUGUGCCGGUGCUUCCUGUCGCCCGUGAGAUCAUAUCAAAGACCAAGUGGGUUUCGAAGGGACAUAAUCACCAGACAAAUACCCCGAGAGGAAGUGGCGCAGCAAGCCCACAGACCCGGCAGCAGUCGCUCAUUCCAGGAAUACCCAAACGACUGCGGACGAUUUCCACUAUGACGAUCAAGGGGAAACAGACGCCAUACGAAAAGGACAAGAACUUAUCGGUGUCGGCACUGGGCUUGAUGACAGAGCCAGAAUCUAUGAUCCCAGACGAGGUGUCUAGUGCAUCCGAGCUAGAGAACCGAAAACCCAAGCGACAGCUCCUCAAAGUCUUUAAGCGUCGCCGCUCAGCGUCCCGGGUGCGAAGCAGCAUGGACUCCACUAGCUCGGUAUCGGUCAUGCACUCAGUCCGCGUCAAGCGCGGCCAGUAUAAUCCCCUCCCUGACGUCUAUCAGGGAGGCGGACAAGGGCGGCCCAGGUCGCGCUCUCUCGCCACCGUGCUAGGCAGCCCAAGGACUCCAGCGCAGUCAGUGGCAUCACCUCCGACCCCUCAAUUCACACCCCAGCCUGAAGGCAGCGGCCAUGCGCGACCACGCUCGCACACGACAGCGGUGCCGUCCGACAGGCCUCCCCUCAGUGGCCCCAGCACACCCAGAAUGACUUCAAGCAAGAUCCAGACCCAUAUCAUGAACCGGAGGCAUGCAGAUUCGUACUACCACCACCAACAUCCCGAUGUGGUGCGGGGAAAGGCACCAGCCAACGAGUCAACAGUCGACGGCCGACAGCGGAGGGGUUCGAUCGCGUUGGAGGGCUCUGCCGAGAAUGUGGUCUAUCGUGGAAACGGCGACCACUUCGGUAUGAUAGGCAGCGCCUUGAGCGCGUGCGACGGAGAGGUGGACGACAAACACCACGAGGACGACAUAGUGGAGCACCUCGACGUGAUAGACCCUGCCAUUGCUACAGUAUCCACUUUGACCAAUGCGGCCAAUGCAAUUGUCAUCCCGCCGCUCGACUGGUACUCGCGUAAAUGUACCGUAGUGCUUCCGGACGUUCCCGUCCGGGAGCCGACUUCCGACGCAGAGAAAGGCCAGAUGCAUGAAGAUAAUCUGGACCGUCAUGUCGAGGAUGUUCUCUCGAAGCGCGACCGGUACCGGCGGAUUGCUAGUGGCGUAUGGGCUUUCAUGAAAACUCCUAUGGGCAUCAUUGUCACAAUAUACGGUUUCCUUGUAGUGUUUUGGGGCACGGGCAUCGUGCUCUUCCUCGCAAGAAUGAUCAACCUUCACAACAAAAACGACCAGGAUUUCUGGGUUGAGCUUUGCCAGCAAGUGGAAACUGGUCUAUUCACGGCGACCAGUAUCGGCCUAAUUCCCUUCCGCGUGUUGGAUACUUGGCGUGUAACGAAGAUAUGGCGUUACCAGAGGAUCACAAUUAAACGCCGGAAAAAGGCAGGCAUACCAGACUUGUACGACAACAACGAUCUGCCGGACCCGCUAUACGAUGAGAAUCAUAUACACGUCCUAACUGACAAGGAGCAAGCCGAUUUGCACUAUCAGCAACACAAGUUUAUGCAGUCGCAGACUUGGUACCGACCUCACGGAACGUCCACUCAUCGAGCAUUUCCGAUAGAACUCGCUCUGUGGAUUUGCGUCAUGAACGACCUCAAUUCCUUCUUCCAAUGCCUGCUAAGUGCAUGUAUGUGGAGUAUGGAUCGCUUCGAACGACCAGCGUGGACGACAGCAACGACUCUCCCUGCAGCCUUCGUGUCAGGUAUAGUUGCAGGCGUACUUAUCUGGCAGGGCGGAAAGAAGACACGUCGACAUGAGCAGGUCGAGCAGCGUCUUCGCGCUGCACUCGCGAUGGAGAAGCCCAUAAUCAGAGUCACGGACGGCAUUGACUCACAAGCCUCACUUCCGGGCGUACCUGAGUUGAGGACAGGGACCUCAGACUCCACGCCGACGCUCACGGCGAACAGCUCGCCACGUUCGAAAGAUUACCUCUUCAACGGCGAGAGCAGCAGCUCAGAUCUACGCGUCGAGGAGAUGCCACGGCGUCAGGAGAACCCGCGACUGAUGACACGCAUCUCGGAGCACCACGACUCUGAGCAGCGGUCAUCUGCUGCUGCGUGGAGCCACCGGGCGUCGGUGGGCAGCUCGCGGUCGGUGCCGAUUGCGGAGCAGAUGACCGUCCCGGCUGCGGAGGACCUUUAUGAUCGGGCGAAUCCAUGGGAGAAAUCGUAGUGACGUGUUGCGUCGGUUGCUCGUCCCGCAGUUAUUGCUUUACAUUUAUGUUUACCCUGCGGUCUUUUUUGCUCUAGUUCUCAUGUACAAGUUACAUUAAUACCCAAGUGCAAAUCCUGUAUGUACUAUGCGAGACACCUAAAGUUUUCCGUUUAAUGCACCUCCGCCGUUUUAUAUGUUUCAUCGGCGGCUUGGUAGGCGUCUAAUAAAUAUUCGGUCCUAACACCAAAUAGGAAAGUGUAGUC
Molecule: messenger RNA, 11004 nt
Organism: Phanerochaete carnosa HHB-10118-sp
Lineage: Eukaryota; Fungi; Basidiomycota; Agaricomycetes; Polyporales; Phanerochaetaceae
Exons: 28
Coding region: 188-10759 (3523 amino acids)
Source: RefSeq, a predicted model, not a curated record